Molecule: messenger RNA, 1472 nt
Organism: Lactuca sativa (garden lettuce)
Lineage: Eukaryota; Viridiplantae; Streptophyta; Magnoliopsida; Asterales; Asteraceae
Product: putative serine/threonine-protein kinase PBL25
Biological process (GO): protein autophosphorylation
Cellular component (GO): plasmodesma; plasma membrane
Molecular function (GO): transmembrane receptor protein tyrosine kinase activity; ATP binding
Source: RefSeq, a predicted model, not a curated record
CGAGUAUGCAUCGAAUAAAAGCCUUGAUUUUUGUCUACGUGACCCCAACCUCAAGUGGAUUCAACGUCUCAAGAUAUGCCUUGGGGCUGCUUGUGGCUUGGAGUACCUUCAUGAUCACAAAGAUACCCAACAAAGAGUCCUCCACCGUGAUAUUAAGAGUGCCAACAUUUUAUUAGACGAAAACUGGAAUGCUAAAAUUGCAGAUUUUGGUCUAUCCAAAUAUGGCCCUGCUAACCAACAACACACGUUUAUUUUCUCGGAUGCCAAAGGUACUAUUGGCUAUUGUGACCCCAUGUAUGUAGAGACAGGGUUAUUAACAAAGGAAUCGGACGUCUACUCUUUCGGGGUUGUACUAUUUGAAGUUUUAUGCUCAAGACAUUGUGUUGAUUUAAGAUAUAAGGAUGAGCGCCGAAUUCUACCAAUGUUGGUAAAGAAGUGUCAAAAACAACAAACACUACAUACAAUUAUCGAUGUUAGGCUAAGGCAACAAUUCGAUCAACAUUCUUUUGAUAUGUUCGUAUCACUUGCAUAUCAAUGUUUGGAAAGAGAUCGGACUCAUCGUCCGUUAAUGCCUUCGGUCGUGAGCAAGCUUAAAACUGCACUCCAAUAUCAAGAGGCAUUCGAGGUUAAAGCUCAAGAAGCAAAGAGGAAAAUCAUAUUUUUACAGAACAACGUAGACCAAUUAUAUCAAGAACCAGAAGCGUCAUUAAAAAAUGUCGUUGUUAAUCCCCUUCUGGAUUAUGAGAAAAUCUGUCCACCCGGGGGGAGCAAUUUGAUAAUUCUGUACACAACCACGGUCAAAACCAUCCCAAAGACAUUCCAAGAUUGCUCGAGUCUUCGACUUAUUCUCAAUGGUUUUAAGGUUUUAUACCAAGAAAGAGAUGUAUCGAUGCACGUGGAUUUCAGAGAUGAACUAUGGCGGAUUAUGGGCAAGAAAGUGGCACUGCCAAGGCUGUUUAUCAAAGGCAGUUACAUCGGAGGAGCCGAUGAGGUUUUACAUUUGCAUGAGCAAGGGAAAUUCCGGCCCCUCCUCGCUGGAAUACCAAUAAAAAAAUUGGAAGGGCCAUGCAAAGGAUGUGCUGGGAAUUUGUUUCUGGUGUGUCCUAAUUGUAGCGGUAGCAAGAAAGUGAAUUCUGGUGGCAGAGGGUUGCCAAAGAGCUGCAUGAACUGUAACGAGAAUGGGCUGAUCAAAUGCCCUAUUUGCUUCUGAAAUUUCUGUUCAUUAACAAAUGACAAAAUGUGAUUUCAAUAUUUUUAUCGUCAUUCAUCUGCCCUUUUGAUUUGGUUGUGUUUUGUUGAUUCGUUUCUAAAAAAUAAAUGAUUCACAAUUCUGUGGAUUUUAGAUAAAAUUAUUAUAUUAUCUUUUUUGUAGUACAUGAUAUAAGCCAUUUUUCAUAUUUAGUGUAUAUUGGCAUUGGCAUAUAUGUUGAGUAGAAUUAAGAUUGUAUAACUAUGAGAUCAUGGUAUAUAAU